AUGGUGGUUGCAGGGACGCCACAGAAAUAUGACCCAACCUUCAAAGGUCCCAUUCAUGACAGGAGCUGCACUGACAUCAUCUGCUGUAUCCUCCUUGUCGUCGCCAUUGUUGGCUAUGUCAUUGUGGGAAUCGUAGCAUGGACACACGGUGACCCCAGGAAGGUGAUUUACCCUACAGACAGUCGCGGGCAGUUCUGUGGCCAGCUGGGAACUCCCAAUGAGAACAAGCCUUUCCUGUUUUACUUCAACAUCAUCAAGUGCGCCAGCCCCUUGGUGCUGCUGGAGUUCCAGUGUCCGACCAAACAGAUCUGUGUGAAUAAGUGCCCAGACCAGUAUCUCACGUACCAGAAUGCCAGGAGACAAACCAAAGACUUUGAUUACUACAAGCAGUUCUGCGUCCCAGGGUUUAACAAUCCGCAGAAGAGCCUCCCAAAAGUGCUGGCGGAUGGAGACUGUCCGUCCAUGAUCACUCCCAGCAAACCCUUGGCACGCAGGUGUUUACCAGCAAUCAACACCAAGAAAGGGGUCAUCAUGGUUGGGAACGACACAACCUUUGAAGAUGGAAUGGGAAAACGAAGGAACGUGACAGAGCUGGUGGAGGGGGCCAAAAAAGCAAAUGUGGUUCUGGAAGCAAGACAACUGGCCAUGAAGAUCUUUGAAGAUUACACAGUUUCCUGGUACUGGAUAAUAAUAGGUCUCGUGAUUGCCAUGGUGUUCAGCUUAAUCUUCGUUGUCCUGCUUCGCUUCCUUGCUGCGAUCAUGAUCUGGGUGAUGAUUGUGCUGGUAAUCUUGGUGCUGGGAUACGGAAUCGUCCACUGUUACAUGGAAUAUGCCCGACUAAAAGGAGAAGAUGGCUCUGAUGUUUCCCUGAAGGACCUGGGAUUCCAGACGGAUCUUCGUGUCUAUCUCCACCUGAAGCAAACGUGGUUGGCCUUCAUGAUUAUCCUGUGCAUCAUGGAGGUGAUCAUCAUCCUGUUACUCAUCUUCCUCCGCAAGAGGAUCCUCAUUGCCAUUGCGCUCAUCAAGGAAGCCAGCAGGGCUAUUGGUUAUAUCAUGACGUCGCUGGUGUUUCCUCUGUGCACCUUCUUCCUGGUGUGUCUCUGCAUUGCUUACUGGGCCAGCACCGCUGUUUUCUUAUCUACUUCUAAUGAUGCUGUCUACAAGGUGUUUAACGAUACGUCUGAAUGUGAUUAUGCUGGGCAGACCUGCAUACCAGAGACAUUCAAUAUGACCAACAUCACCAAGAAGUGCCCAGAUGCCCGCUGCCUCUUCACGUUCUAUGGGGGCGUGACGGCCUACCACAAAUACCUCAUCGUCUUCCAGAUCUAUAAUGCCUUUAUGUUCUUCUGGCUGGCCAACUUUGUGAUUGCGCUGGGCCAGGUCACGCUAGCCGGAGCCUUUGCUUCCUACUAUUGGGCCUUCAAGAAACCCGAUGACAUGCCAGCUUUCCCCCUCUUCUCUUCCUUUGGCCGGGCACUCAGGUAUCACACUGGCUCGAUGGCCUUUGGGUCUCUGAUUCUUGCCAUUGUCCAGAUCAUCAGGGUCCUUCUGGAGUAUCUGGAUCACAGGCUGAAAGCUGCUGAGAAUAAGUUUGCCAAGUUCCUGCUGACCUGUCUCAAAUGCUGCUUCUGGUGCCUGGAAAAAUUUAUCAAGUUCCUGAACAGGAACGCAUACAUCAUGAUUGCCAUCUAUGGCACCAACUUCUGCACUUCAGCCAAGAAUGCAUUCUUCCUGCUCAUGAGGAACAUUAUCAGGGUGGCUGUUUUAGAUAAAGUCACAGAUUUUCUGCUCUUCCUUGGUAAACUCCUCAUCGUGGGAAGUGUUGGAAUCCUCGCCUUUUUCUUCUUCACUCAGCGGAUAGACGUGGUUCGGGACACUGCACCUCCUCUCAAUUACUAUUGGGUUCCUAUCCUGACUGUGAUCAUGGGCUCCUAUCUCAUUGCACAUGGAUUCUUCAGCGUCUAUGCCAUGUGUGUGGACACCCUCUUCCUCUGCUUCUUGGAAGACCUGGAACGUAACGAUGGUUCAUCUGAAAAGCCUUACUUCAUGUCGUCUGACCUGAAAAAACUUCUGAACAAGACAAACAAAGGUCACUCGGAUGCAUAGCAGCCUCCUCUUUCCUCACUGCUCUCUUCACUUCUAUUUGUCCCUUCCCAGUUUCCAUUUCAGGAGCAAAGCUGCAUGGAUAACAUACAGCAUUAAGUGCUAUUAGUCCAAUAUGCAAACCUUGCUAGUACUUUGUGAACUGCAGUAUCCUUUACUCAAAUUAAGAUGGACGGCUUUGGCUGUCAGCCUCUGCAUUGGCCACAAGCUUGUCCAGAGCAGUGGAAAUUGUUUCUGGAGAGCAUUUUUCUGGAUUUUCCUUCCUCAGAUAGAGAGAAGGGAUUAGUGUCAAUAGUUCUACGUAAGAUUGUUAGGCAUUGCUAAGUAAAAACUGAGGCCACUGCCCUAGUGGACAGGUAUGCACUACUGCAGAACUCAGCACUACUGGGACUUUGUUGGUCUCAGGAGAGAGAUGAAGAAAUAAUUGGUCAGUUUACAGCUGAGGCCCACUGAUGUAAGGUUAACUUGCCCUGCCUUUGUCCAUCUCCAUCUAUUUCAGAGACUGAAUUCAGUCUACAGGUGUGAAGCCAGCACCAAUCACAGAUUCACAGACACCAAAUGAAUUUUAAAAUAAAACUACUAAAUCUGUCACACCAGUAAAGCUAUAUCAUUACCUCCUCCAUUAACUUGCUAGAACAUCAUUGACAUAUUUGACUGCACUCAGAUACUACCAUGUUGGACACAUUAAUUACCUUAAUUGAUUGAGGAAUGCACCUACUAAUGCCUUGUCUUCAUGGAUGAUGGCAGGGACAGAAGAGAAACCUGCAGUGUUAAUCAAGCUGUAGAACUUGAACAGCAGAGGAAAUGCAAAAUACUCAGAUAAGCACUUGGUAGGGAGAUUGCGUGUCUGGAUAGUCAUUAGUAUUACUGAUGAAAGCUCUAUGUAUUUGUUUUGUCUCUUCAGUGCGAUUGACAGCCCAGGAGCGUGCUGCUUCUGUACCUUUAACUUGUUUGGUUUAUUGGAAAAAUCCAGCAUUAUAUGCAAAAACACAUUUGAAUGCAUGGGAAAGAAAGGAUGCUCACUGUUGCUUUAUAUAUAAGUGUGUAUGUGUAUGUAUAUAUAUAUAUAUAUAUAUAUAUAUAUAAUAUAUAUAUAUAAAAAGAGCUGGCUUAUGUAAAUGUAUUGUUAACUGUGGUGAAAGAAGCCAAAGGGUCAAACAAACUUGCCUCAGCGUUCUGAAAGCCACUGUAUUCUGUGACCUCCACCAUCUGAUGGGUGCACCUGCUGGGAAGCUCCAGUCCAAGAGCAGUUUCCACCUAGAGAAACACCAGCAAUAGGUGUGAGAGAAAAAGUGAGACUGGAAUGCCACUGAACAUUAGAAAGCCCAGUGUUGCAAAUUAAGUUAUCAGUCAUGUUAAGAAUCACUGUGGUUUCCUUUAAAUGGUCAUCUCUCUGACUGUGUCCAAUGUUGGCAAAACUGGUAAUGUACCACAGGUGCAACUCUGCCUCUGGUAGCAACAGUAGAAGCCGCAGAGUAGACAGGACUCAGUUUUCUACCAGUGAGCAGGGUUGGCCAGGAUGGUGGGAAAAAGGACAGGUGUCGGGCUGCAUUACAGCAUCCACCGUUGCUACUGCUAGUUGUGAAUCACAGGUUCUAUUUUCACUAGUGUAGAGGGGCCUUCUUGGGGAUAGGAAAGGUGGUCAACCUCAUGACUUUAUUAUUUUUAAUCUGCUUAAACAAAUUGAAAUGGGGCUAUUUGGAUGGUUUACAGCUUCCAAAUGAUGCAGGAGCACAGAGGUGCAAAGAGGCAUUGUGAGGUUAUCUGGACACUUUUAUUUUUUAAACAAAAAGGAACUCUUUAUUUCAAAUAUUUUAAUUUGGCCAGUUACUUGUAACAUUUAAUUUGUGCUAAAGGUUAUAUUUUACUUUUUUUAUACCUAUUUCUAGUAACCUUUUGAUCCUGUAGUAUUUUUUGUAAGAUAUGAGAAUUGUUUUAUAUCUAAAAUAUUAAAGGGUUUUUUGGUUUUGUA
Molecule: messenger RNA, 4075 nt
Organism: Terrapene triunguis (Three-toed box turtle)
Lineage: Eukaryota; Metazoa; Chordata; Testudines; Emydidae
Gene: SLC44A2
Product: solute carrier family 44 member 2
Exons: 22
Coding region: 1-2106 (701 amino acids)
Biological process (GO): choline transport; transmembrane transport
Cellular component (GO): membrane
Molecular function (GO): choline transmembrane transporter activity
Source: RefSeq, a predicted model, not a curated record